Messenger RNA from Gossypium raimondii (Peruvian cotton), 1632 nucleotides. RefSeq names its product geranylgeranyl pyrophosphate synthase, chloroplastic. The record is from RefSeq and is a predicted model, not a curated record. The transcript has a single exon. NCBI's taxonomy places the organism in Eukaryota, Viridiplantae, Streptophyta, Magnoliopsida, Malvales, Malvaceae. Gene Ontology annotation, molecular function: geranylgeranyl diphosphate synthase activity. Gene Ontology annotation, biological process: isoprenoid biosynthetic process. The coding region runs from base 334 to 1449 and encodes 371 amino acids.
UGCCCAGCUGCCCACCCAAAUCCCAAAAUCCAAUCUUUGUCCUUCUUUGGCUCUCAUUAAAAACUAAUGCUCAUCCAUUGCCAUUGCCAUUGCCAUUGCCAUUGCCAUCAAUAUUUUAGCUUUUCUUCCCCCUUUUCCUUCUCCCUCAUACAUAAGAGUACUAACAUUUUUGUCCAACUUGUCAUUGCAGGGCUGCAGAAUUCAAUCUUUAAGUAUUUGAAAAGUGGAAAUUACGUUAGAAUUUGCUACUUUUAUUUGUUUCUUGGUUCUCUAUUUUCAUCCCCGUCGAACUGUUAUUGUGCUUCUGAAAUCUGAAAAACCCAAUCUUGCAAAAUGGCUUCAUUGAAUCUGGGUUAUUGGGUUCAGUCUUACUCCAUGCCUAACCAAGUUUCUUCCAUAUCCAAAUCCUUUCCUUUACCUAGAUCUCUUCCCUUCAAUCCUCUCACAACUCAAUCAUCUUCUACCCUGAAAAAAGUGAACUUCUCUUCUCUUCCUUCCAUUACCUCAGUCCUUACCAAAGAAGACAUUGUCAAGGAAGAAGAACAAGACCCUCAAAAGUCAAGCUUUGAUUUCAAUUCCUACAUGCUUCAAAAAGCAAGUGCAGUUAACCAAGCCUUGGAAUCUGCUGUUUCACUCCGUGACCCUGUUAAAAUCCACGAAGCAAUGCGGUACUCCCUUUUAGCAGGUGGAAAAAGGGUACGUCCGGUGCUUUGUUUAGCAGCCUGUGCACUUGUUGGUGGCCGGGAAUCCAUGGCUAUGCCCGCAGCUUGUGCUGUUGAAAUGAUCCACACCAUGUCUUUAAUCCACGAUGAUUUGCCUUGCAUGGACAACGAUGAUCUUCGUAGAGGAAAACCAACCAACCACAAAGUUUUUGGUGAGGAUAUAGCUGUGUUAGCAGGGGAUGCUCUUUUAGCUUUUGCUUUUGAACAUAUAGCUGUUUCUACAGUUGGUGUUCCGCCUUCCAGGAUUGUAAGAGCUAUUGGGGAAUUAGCCAAAGCUAUUGGAGGGGAGGGGUUGGUGGCUGGUCAAGUCGUGGACAUAAUUAGUGAGGGGCUAACAGAUGUGGGAUUGGAUCAUUUAGAAUUCAUUCAUGUUCACAAAACUGCUGCUUUGCUCGAAGCGGCUGUGGUUUUGGGCGCCAUUGUUGGAGGUGGAUGUGAUGAGGAGGUGGAAAAGUUAAGGAAAUUCGCAAGGUGCAUUGGGCUUUUGUUUCAGGUUGUGGAUGACAUUCUUGAUGUAACCAAGUCGUCUAAGGAAUUAGGGAAGACUGCAGGGAAAGAUUUGGUGGCUGAUAAAGUGACUUAUCCAAAGUUGAUGGGGAUACAGAAAUCAAAGGAGUUUGCUGAGAAGUUGAAGACUGAUGCGAUAGAGUUGCUUCAAGGAUUUGACCCUGCCAAAGCUGCUCCUUUGAUUGCUUUGGCUAAUUAUAUAGCUUACAGGCAAAACUAACUUGUUUCUUGUUGUUGUAUAAUUUAUAAUCUUGAUUUCAUUAGACAAAAGGCCUUCACUCGCUGUUUCUUGUUGUGUUUGAUUAAAAAACAAUGGCUUAGAUACGGAAGCAGGCGAGUUGUGUUAAUGUUGGAAAAUUAUUCUACAGGGAUAAUAAAGAUAGAAUUUUGUUUUUCUCUCAAA